AUGGCAGCCCCCGAAUAUAUAGCUGCUUUAGGUGAAUGGCUUCACGAUUGUCUCUCCAACCACUCAAGAUGCCAUUUCGCUAUCUCCAGCAGUACACUAUUCGACCCUCGAUCAAUAGAGCUUCCUACUCGUUGCAUUGAAGUCACGCCCACUGCUGCCUACUUGAGAGAUACGCAGGGGGCCGUGGGAAGCUAUGUCGCUCUAAGCCACCGUUGGAAUCCAGAAGUUGAGGCCGUAAAGACUACGUCAGCCAACUUUCAGCAACGCAUGUCUGGGACAGAGCUUGGGCUCCUUUCGAAAACCCUUGAAGACGCCAUCACAAUUGUGCGCAAAUUGGAAAUCCGAUACCUAUGGAUUGACACUAUUUGCAUCAUUCAAGGGACUGACGACUGGAACCAGGAGAAGUUCAAAAUGGGCCAAUAUUACGAACGUGCCCUAUUCACUAUUUCCGCCAUAGGAGGUUGCAUUCAAGCCGGAAAAGAUUCCGGUAUUCUCGAAGCUCAACCACCCAAAUCACUCGUCCGUCUUGCUUUCAAAGAAAACGGCAUCCGAAAAGGUGGACUCUGGCUAGAAGAUAUUCAUUAUGGCUUGAUGUGGUUUGCCGUCGACCACCAGAAUCGGGAAUACCCAUGCGGUGCUCCUUCAUGGUCAUGGCUCUCAAACCAAGGCGAAGUUGAGUGGCAGCGCAGGGAUGACAUGUCUCAGUCUAGCCUCGAGGUCCUUGGAGCAGAAUAUGAAGAAGAGGCCCAGGGAGUUCGCCGCUUGCCCGAAGUUGUUAUCAUGACGACCAAGCUUCGUGUCAAAGCGAAGAUGCAGCCGCUUCUUAUUAUGCCAGGCAUUCGAGAUGCAAAAGACAUGAGCGUUUUGACAGGUGUAAGGGUUCAAGCAUCGCCGUGUAAUCAGUAUUACACAUUCUGCCACCCAAGCUCACCAGAUUGGGCUGGUGGCUGGGCAAAGUUUGAGAGGGAUCCGCGAGUGGUAGAAUUGAAUAACAUUUCGUCAGGAAUAGGAGCGACAUUAGCUAUACACGUUGCAUCAAGACAAGCAAAUGACAGAGAAGGGCCAAUUGAGCACUUUAUGGACCUUCGGAGGACAGUUUAUGAAGUGAUAUUUGUUAAAUUCAUUAAGGAUGAGACAUUUCAAAGGCUAGGGGCAGGAUUUACCUGUGACUUAACUAUUGCUCAAGGGUUCCAAGCAGUGGAGGAUAUAGAAAUAACUUUAAUAUAA
Molecule: messenger RNA, 1227 nt
Organism: Fusarium musae
Lineage: Eukaryota; Fungi; Ascomycota; Sordariomycetes; Hypocreales; Nectriaceae
Exons: 2
Coding region: 1-1227 (408 amino acids)
Source: RefSeq, a predicted model, not a curated record